GGAGGAUUUUAGGCUGGAGCCGGCGAGGGAGGGCGUUCAGUCGGGCGGGGGAGGACGGGAGGACGGGUCGGAUCCAUCCCGCCGGAUCGCGGUCCCUGGAUGCUGGAGGCGGGAGAGGAGCGCGCUGCCCCCGAGCAUCUCAGCCUGCGAGAGGAGCGCCGAGGCGAGCGAGACAGCGUGGAUUGCCUACAGAUUGUAUCUGGAAUGUCCCGGCACGGUGUGUAUGAAAAAAAGCAAAAAGUUUUCUGAUCUGUAAGUUAUUAAUACUUGGCUGGCUUAGAAAAGGCGUUUUCAAGCUGGAAAGGACCAGAUGUGCUUUGGAUUUAAGGUACCGGAGGAAGGCAAAAGAAUUGCUUUUUAACUUAUUGGGAGGAAUUAACUGCAACAACUUGCAAAUGUGUCGAAUCGACGGUAAAAUGCACUUUCUAUUCGUUUUUGCACUAAUCAUAAUAUCUUGCAAUAAUGCUGCGCUGGGCAAGAAUUUGAAAUACAGGAUUUAUGAGGAGCAGAGGGUUGGAUCAGUAAUUGCAAGACUAUCGGAGGAUGUUGCUGAUGUUUUAUUGAAAAUGCCUAACCCCUCCUCAGUUCGGUUUCGAGCCAUGCAGAGGGGGAAUUCUCCCUUGCUUGUAGUCCGUGAGGAUAAUGGAGAAAUCAGCAUAGGAGCUAAAAUUGAUCGGGAGCAACUGUGCCAGAAAAACUUAAACUGCUCCAUAGAGUUUGAUGUGAUCACUCUGCCCACUGAACAUCUGCAGCUUUUCCAUGUUGAAGUCGAAGUGCUGGAUAUUAAUGACAACUCUCCGCAGUUCUCCAGAGCUCUUAUCCCUAUCGAGAUAUCAGAGAGCGCAGCUGUAGGAACUCGGAUCCCUUUGGACAGUGCUUUUGAUCCAGAUGUGGGAGACAACUCCCUUCACACUUAUUCCCUUUCUGCAAACGACUUCUUUAGCAUUGAUGUGAGAACCAGGACUGACGGCGCUAAGUACGCCGAGCUGAUCGUGGUCAGAGAGCUGGACCGCGAGCUGAAGUCGGUCUACGAGCUCCAACUCACCGCCUCUGACAAAGGGGUGCCCCAGAGAUCCGGGUCAUCCCUCCUGAAAAUCAGCAUUUCCGAUUCCAACGACAACAGCCCCGAGUUCGAGCGGCAGUCGUACGUUAUCCAGCUCUUGGAAAACUCUCCGGUUGGGACUUUGCUCAUAGACCUCAACGCUACUGAUCCAGACGAGGGCGCCAAUGGGAAGGUCGUGUACUCCUUUAGCAGUCAUGUGUCUGCCAAAAUUACAGAAACUUUUAGGAUAGACCCAGAGAAAGGUCACCUGACCCUGCUGAAGCAAGUGGACUACGAAGUAACCAAAUCCUACGAAAUUGACGCUCAGGCUCAGGAUAUGGGGCCAAAUUCCAUUCCAGCUCACUGCAAAAUUAUAAUUAAAGUUGUGGAUGUGAAUGACAACAAGCCAGAAAUCAACUUAAAUCUGAUGUCCACAGAGAGAGAAGAGGUAGCUUGCAUUUCUGAGGGGUCACCCCUGGACACCUUUGUUGCCCUGGUCAGAGUGCAAGACAAGGAUUCUGGUGUGAAUGGAGAGAUUGUUUGUAAGCUCCAUGGGCAUGGCCACUUUAAACUUCAAAAGACUUAUGAAAAUAACUAUUUAAUCUUGACUAAUGCCACUCUAGAUAGGGAAAAGAGAUCUGAAUAUAUCUUGACUGUAAUAGCAGAGGACAAGGGAACGCCAAGUCUCUCCACAGUGAAACACUUUACUGUCCAAAUCAGUGAUGAAAAUGACAACCCACCCCGCUUCCAGACAAACAGAUAUGAAGUUGUUAUCUUGGAAAAUAACUCUCCAGGAGCAUACAUCACAUCAGUCACAGCCACAGACCCAGAUCUGGGCGACAAUGGGCAGGUGACAUACACUAUUUUGGAGAACUCUGUUUUGGGAAGUUCUAUAACCACCUACGUGACCAUCGAUCCCUCCAACGGGGCCAUCUAUGCCCUGAGGACCUUUGACCAUGAAGAAGUCAAUCAAAUUGUCUUUGUGGUCCAAGCUAGGGAUGGAGGGAGCCAGCAGCUGGUUAGCAACACCACGGUGGUCCUCACCAUCAUUGAUGAAAAUGACAACGCUCCCGUCAUCGUGGGGCCGGCGCUGCGCAACAGCACAGCAGAAAUCUCAAUCCCUAAGGAUGCUGAAACUGGCUUUCUUGUCACCAGGAUAAGGGCUACAGACAGAGACUCUGGCAUGAACUCGGAGCUCAGCUGCUCCAUAGCAGCUGACAAGGAAAACAGCAUCUUUGUGAUGGAUCCCCAAACUUGUGACAUCUCUAUCAAUGUGAGCGUGGAAUCGGUUCCAGCAAAACAAUGGGAGUUUUUGGUGAUAGUCCAGGAUAAAGGCAGCCCUCAGCUUAGCACUAAAGCUCUUCUGAAAUGUACCAUUUUGGAGCAUGUUUAUUCAUUUUCAAGCACUGAAGCAACGUUGGUAAGCCAACCCUCCCUGGACAUCUCCAUGAUAACAAUUAUAUCCCUGGGAUCCAUAUGUGCUGUGUUGUUGGUUAUUAUGGUUAUCUUUGCUACGAGGUGCAAUCGAGAGAAAAAGGACACCAGGUCUUACAACUGUCGUGUGGCCGAAUCAACCUACCAGCACCACCCAAAGCGUCCCUCCAGGCAGAUCCACAAAGGGGACAUUACCCUGGUGCCCACGGUGAAUGGCACUCUGCCCAUCAGAUCUCACCACAGAGCCUCCCCAUCGUCGUCCCCAGCCCUGGAGAGGGGGCAGAUGGGCAGCAGGCAGAGCCACCACAGCCACCAGUCCCUCAACAGCCUGGUGACCAUCUCCUCCAACCACGUGCCCGAAAACUUCUCCCUGGAGCUCACCCACGCUACACCAGCUGUCGAGGUUUCUCAGCUUCUCUCGAUGCUUCACCAGGGCCAGUAUCAACCAAGGCCAAGUUUUCGAGGAAACAAAUAUUCAAGAAGCUACAGAUAUGCCCUACAAGAUAUGGACAAAUUCAGCUUGAAAGACAGUGGCCGGGGUGACAGUGAAGCUGGAGACAGUGAUUAUGAUCUGGGGAGAGAGUCUCCAAUUGACAGACUUCUUGGGGAAGGAUUCAGUGACCUUUUCCUUACAGAUGGGAGAAUUCCUGCAGCCAUGCGCCUGUGCACGGAGGAGUGCCGGCUCCUGGGCCACUCGGACCAGUGCUGGAUGCCGCCGCUGCCCUCGCCCUCCUCCGACUACCGGAGCAACAUGUUCAUCCCCGGCGAGGAAUUCCAGGCGCCCCAGCCGCACCUGCAGCAGCAGCAGCAGCACCUGGAGGAGGACGCCCCGGCGGGCGGCGAGGAGAAGAAGAAGAAGAAGAAGAGCUUCUCGACGUUCGGGAAGGAGUGCCAGGGCGAGGAGGAGCCGGGGGACGGCUGCGGCUCGUCGCUGCUGUCGGAGAUGAGCAGCGUGUUCCAGCGGCUGCUGCCGGCCGCGCUGGAGGCGGAGGGCGGCGAGCCGGAGCGCAGGAAGGGAGCGGGGCCGGCCAGGGCUGCCUGCCCGCCGGGGGUGGCGGCCUGGGCGGCCAGCACACACCUCCAGAGCCCGGCCGGCAGCGGGCCCGCCCACCCGGGAGCGCAGCCCUCCGCCAAGUGGCUGCCGGCCAUGGAGGAGAUCCCGGAGAACUACGAGGAGGAUGAUUUCGACAACGUGCUCAACCACCUCAGCGACGGCAAGCACGAACUCAUGGAUGCCAGCGAGCUGGUGGCAGAAAUCAACAAGCUGCUGCAAGAUGUCCGGCAGAGCUAACUGUUCCAAAAGCCUAUUUUUCCAUGUUUAUGGAAAACUGGAAGGGGAAGAAAAAAAAAAAACCCAACAAAAAAAAAAAAGAACAAAAAAAUAGACUGAGGAGAACUGGCAUUGCCAACUAGUUGCAUUUAUCAUAAAUGUGUCUGUGUAUGUUGAAUAUUAAAAUACUGUAUUUUCAUAUGUACACAAUGCAAGUGUGAUUAUCUUUAUCUGUAUUUUAAAAAUACAUUUGUACCUUAUAUUUAUGUGUAAUUUAACAAAUAAAUUUUAUUUUUCUACA
This is a messenger RNA of Oenanthe melanoleuca, 4047 nucleotides long. RefSeq names its product protocadherin 18 (gene PCDH18). The transcript has 4 exons. Gene Ontology annotation, molecular function: calcium ion binding. Gene Ontology annotation, biological process: homophilic cell-cell adhesion. Gene Ontology annotation, cellular component: plasma membrane. The record is from RefSeq and is a predicted model, not a curated record. Lineage: Eukaryota; Metazoa; Chordata; Aves; Passeriformes; Muscicapidae. Bases 396 to 3767 code for a protein of 1123 amino acids.